AUGCUUGCCGCGGCACUCUCGCUGCUGAGCUGCUUCCAGCCCUCCUUGGUUGCAGCUGGCCCGGUCGCUCGUCGCUCUGAUCUUGUCGUGAAGGACUUCCAUCGUGCUCCCAAAGCCUGGACAAACCUGGGGCCUGCUCCAACUGAACAUCUGAUCCAUCUGACAAUCGGCUUGUCACAAAACCGCUUCGAUGAGCUUGAGCGCCAUCUUUACGAAGUUUCCGACCCCUCUCACACACGCUAUGGUCAGCACCUGUCGGCCGAUGAAGUCAAUGAGCUUGUCAAGCCCUCGGACGAUGCCUCCGCAGCUGUUCACGAGUGGCUGGAGGAGUAUGGCAUCGGCAUCGAGCAACUUACGUACAGUCCAGCGAAGGACUGGAUCUCUAUUCCGCUGCCCGUCUCGACCGUUGAAGACAUGCUCAACACUGAGUACUCGGUGUGGGAGCAUCACGACGGCUCGACCAUUGUCCGUACUGAGGGAUAUAGCCUCCCACAUUACGUUCACAGGCAUAUUACCACGAUUCAGCCAACGAACUCGUGGGCACGUCUCGAGAGUCACAAGAAAAGAACCGAAAUCAUGAAACGCUCCGCAAUCAAUAAGCGCACCACUCAUGCCCUUGAAGCAGCCGAUACGUGGGAGCCACCCUCUUCCAUUCCAUUGCCAGAAAACUCCACCGUCUACGCCGCCUGCAACUUUACCCAUGUCACACCAGACUGUGUAAGGACUCUCUAUGGUACGAUCGACUACGAGGUCAAGGCGGCAGGGUUGAACAAGAUGGCCCACACAAACUACUUGGAGGAAGCCACGAAUCGAUCCGACAUCGGCCAAUUCUUGACACUGUACAGGCCCGAGGCUGCUUCGUAUGCCUAUGAGUUCGAAGCUAUCUCCAUCGCUGGUGGUCUUCUCGACAACGGUACCAACGUCGCAGCCACAGGACAAGACAGAGAAGCCAAUCUGGAUGCGGAGUAUAUGAUCGGAAUUGGCUACCCUACGCCCUUGAUCGCCUAUCACACUGGCGGCAGAAACCCGACCUUCGUUCCCGACAUCAACACAGAGGAGAACAGCGACGAGCCCUUCUUGGUGUGGGCACAGUAUAUGGCGGGUCUGCCGGACGACGAGAUCCCGCAAGUUGUGUCUACCUCGUAUGGCGAUGAUGAGCAGACGGUCAGUCGAAGCUAUGCGCAGGCGGUCUGCAAUCAAUUCGCUCAGCUCGGUGCUCGCGGCGUGUCACUGUUCUUCUCUAGCGGGGAUUUCGGCGUGGGCGCUGACGAGACGUGCUUCAGCAACGUGGACAACACUACAGCUAUGUUUAUGCCAUCCUUCCCGGCUGACUGCCCCUAUGUGACAUCCGUCGGGGCAACCACCGGCUAUCCUGAGUCAGCGGCGUGGAGGAAGUUGAGCAGUGGUCUCUACUUCAACAGUGGCGCUGGCUUUUCGAACUAUUUUGACAUGCCUGCCUACCAAGCCGAAACUGUCAACGCAUACGUCGACGGCCUCGAUGGACUCUAUGAUGGUCUGUACAACAAGUCAGGCCGUGCCUAUCCUGAUAUAGCUGCGAUCGGCCAGCUCUUCCCUGUGAUCUGGAACGGCACCACCGUGAACCUGGUCGGCACGUCUGGCUCAUCGCCUAUCGCCGCAGCCGUCUUCGCACUCCUGAAUGACGCAUUGAUCUCCGAGGGCCGUCCUCCAGUUGGUUUCCUUAACCCAUGGUUGUACAAGUCGGGUCACCUCCUGUUCACAGAUGUCAACAACGGAUCUUCGGCAGGCUGCAACACCAGCGGCUUCCCUGCAACGGAUGGCUGGGAUGCGGUUACCGGCUGGGGUACACCGUACCUCCCUAAGCUUCUUGAGGCUUUUGGCUUGGAGAAGUAA
Cladophialophora yegresii CBS 114405 is the source of this 1872-nucleotide messenger RNA. RefSeq lists its product as uncharacterized. Gene Ontology annotation, biological process: proteolysis. Lineage: Eukaryota; Fungi; Ascomycota; Eurotiomycetes; Chaetothyriales; Herpotrichiellaceae. The transcript has 3 exons. Gene Ontology annotation, molecular function: tripeptidyl-peptidase activity; serine-type endopeptidase activity. The record is from RefSeq and is a predicted model, not a curated record. The coding region runs from base 1 to 1872 and encodes 623 amino acids.